UUUACGAUCGAAGUGAGAAGAACGAUUGUGAGAAAGCUUUUCUUGGUGAUCGAUUGUAAACUUGGUCUUGGUGAUAAGUUAUAUUGUUUGUGUGUCAAGUGUAAUAAGUGUGGAAUUUGGAAUACUUUUUUCUUUGUUUUGUAUAGAAACACAACAUGGGAAAAGACUAUUACAAGAUUUUAGAAAUUAAAAAAGGAGCGACAGAUGACGAAAUCAAAAAGGCAUACAGGAAAUUGGCUCUUAAGUACCAUCCGGACAAAAAUAAAACACCUGGCGCUGAAGAAAAGUUCAAGGAGGUGGCAGAAGCCUACGAAGUGUUGAGUGAUAAGAAGAAGCGCGAUGUCUAUGACCAGUUUGGUGAAGAAGGUUUGAAAGGAAACGUAGGUGGACACACUGGUGGAGGGUCGUCGCCUGGUGGUGGAAACUUUACUUACACCUUCCACGGAGACCCGAGGGCAACGUUCGCUCAAUUCUUUGGCACAGCAAGUCCUUUUGGCACCUUCUUCGACCUCGGAGGUCCUAACAACAGGAUGUUUGCCUCCUCCUUUGGCGGUGAUGAUGAUAUGGACACGGACAUGGAUCCGUUUGGCCUCUCAGGCAUGGGCAUGGGCACAAGAGGCGGACCUGGCGGUGCUUUCCGUUCACAUUCCUUCAACAUCCACGGAAACAACGCAAACCGAGGAAAAGACAAAAUACAAGACUCGCCUAUCGAACACGACCUGUACGUUACAUUGGAGGAUAUUGUCAGAGGUUGUACAAAAAAGAUGAAGAUAUCAAGAAGAGUGUUACAACCAGACGGCACUGCCAAAAAAGAAGACAAAGUUUUAACGAUAAACGUCAAACCUGGCUGGAAAGCUGGAACAAAAAUUACCUUCCAAAAAGAGGGUGAUCAGGGUAGAAACAAAAUUCCUGCAGACAUUGUGUUCAUCAUCAGGGACAAACCUCAUCCACUCUUCAAAAGAGAGGGCAGCGACAUUCGUUACACCGCCAAAAUAUCUCUGAAACAGGCCCUUUGUGGAACGAUAGUCGAAGUGCCGACGCUCACCGCAGAGAAGAUCCCAAUCAACCUAACCAACGAGAUUGUGAAGCCAACGACGGUGAAGAGGCUGCAGGGCCAUGGACUACCGUUUCCCAAGGAGCCAAGUCGUAAGGGAGAUCUCCUAGUUGCGUUUGACAUCAAGUUCCCUGAAAACCUGUCGGCCAGCGUCAAGGACAUUCUGUAUGACACAUUACCGAAUUGAAGAUCAAGUGGCGCAAACGAAAAUAUCAUAACUCUCUCCCGAAGAAAUCCGGUUUUGGAAGGUAUUUUGGAUCUGCACUUCCGUAACUGCAAACAGAAACUGCGGAGUGGAUUUGCUAAGUUGUGUUCGGUGUGCGCGAUCUUCUCGGAUGCAGUUAGUGCCACAGUAUAAAGGCCUCUUCAGGCUUGAAGGUCCUGGCCAAAAUUUGUACUUAGAUUUUAAUUUGAUAAAUAGAUUCCUGAAACUGUUAUUAUGAAUUUUCCCUGUAAAUUGUAUGAUAUUUAAGUUCCUAACCCUAUCAUUCUUCUUCUGACAGGAUGCAAGUUAUUUUUGUAACUUUAUGUAACGCUAGAGCGAAAUGAAUUUUAGAAAAAAAAUUAUGUUCUGUGAACAAACCUACUACUUGUAUUUUAAACUCGAUUUGUUUCCAUUUUUUUUUUUUUUUGUAAUAGGUUCUUUGUUGAUAAUAAUAUCAGGACCAGCUAGGAUGCUUCGCCUCUUGGUUUUGGUUUGUAACAUGAUAACUGCUAUUUUAUUUUAAUUUUGUACAUAUUGUGUUAAUAAUUUUGUUAAUAUUAGUAUUAAGGUGAUAUGAUUAUUUUAUUAUAAUCUAUUGUUUUCAUUAAGAAUAGCUAUUUGUAAAAUAAACAACUCUUUUUCCUA
Messenger RNA from Macrosteles quadrilineatus (aster leafhopper), 1904 nucleotides. Its product is annotated as dnaJ protein homolog 1-like. The record is from RefSeq and is a predicted model, not a curated record. The transcript is spliced from 3 exons. The coding region runs from base 156 to 1241 and encodes 361 amino acids. Gene Ontology annotation, molecular function: protein-folding chaperone binding. Gene Ontology annotation, cellular component: cytosol. Gene Ontology annotation, biological process: negative regulation of transcription by RNA polymerase II. Lineage: Eukaryota; Metazoa; Arthropoda; Insecta; Hemiptera; Cicadellidae.